Molecule: messenger RNA, 783 nt
Organism: Malassezia sympodialis ATCC 42132
Lineage: Eukaryota; Fungi; Basidiomycota; Malasseziomycetes; Malasseziales; Malasseziaceae
Biological process (GO): cytochrome c-heme linkage
Cellular component (GO): mitochondrion
Molecular function (GO): holocytochrome-c synthase activity
Source: RefSeq, a predicted model, not a curated record
AUGGUGUGGCCCUUCUCGGCGCAGACAGCUAGGGAACCAGAGGCUGCGGCGAGUGCAUGCCCUGUGGAUCAUACUACACGCGCGAAAUGGGAAGAGCAGAGCAAGUGCCCGGUAGACCACAAUGCACGGGCUUCUCUGCUGGAUGCAGCUAAAAAGCAAGCGAGCACGGGCAGCUCGUCCGGCUUGUCACAGGACCGCGAAGUGUCUUCAAUUCCGCGAUACUACAUGAAUGAUAAGUCCAAGCCGGCAGUGUCUUCUCACUCUCCAAAGGACACUGCUAUUGAAGAGUACGAAUCACACUGGGUCUACCCUUCGCCUGAGCAGUUUUACACCGCCGUGCGCCGGAAAAACCAUGACGCACGGGCCGAGGACAUGAGCGUGGUGGUCCCUAUCCAUAAUGCUGUGAAUGAAGAGGCGUGGCGACGGAUUCUUGAUUGGGAAAAACAGUGGCAAAGCGACCCAUCGUCGCCAGGCCCUCAGCUCGUCAAUUUCGUCGGUCGUCCCCGCGACGUGACUUGGCGCGCUUGGAUGAGAGGUUUGGCUGGCUAUCAAAUGCCAUUUGACCGCCAUGACUGGACUAUUGUACGCCCUGGGGCUGAGGGGGACACACCGCGUUCUAUGCGCUAUAUCAUCGAUUUCUAUGCUGGACGAAAUACUACGUCCUCCGAGGUGAUGGGCCGGGCACAGCCAGUGUCGUUCCACUUGGAUGUGCGUCCGGCUCCCAGCACGGUCGAAGGCAUUGCCAUGCGUGUGCACCGUUUUUUCCAUGACAUGAGCCUAUAG